AGGACACUGACAAACCUAGGAACAAUGUUUUGUUUAUUAUUUAUGUUAAAUGUAUACUUGAAAAUGGACUACCCGGAUCAAAUCGCGGUUAUUCGAUCAAACUGGACACGAGUUCUAUGCGAUCAGAACGCCGAUGGAGACGCUAGUGGUCACGUGAAUGGUCUGAAGGCCUGCUGCAAUGAAAGAACGGACUUUAAAGGCAGAUUAGAAUCUUCGUUAUCCCAAGAUAACUUGAAGUUUCCAUUAAUUAUCAAUGGAACGUGGAAGCCUGCAUCGUGCAACCCAGUCCAGCACGUUGCCGUCAUCAUCCCGUUUAGAAACAGAGAGGAACAUUUACAUAUAUUACUCAAAAGUAUUAUACCCAUCUUGGUGAAGCAGAAAGUACACUUACACAUCUUCGUUGCGGAGCAGUAUGGGAAUCAAGCUUUUAACAAGGGCCGUGUGAUGAACGCAGCUUUUCUAGAGGUGUCCAAGAUGUCGGAUUUCGAUUGCUUCAUCUUUCACGAUGUAGACCUGAUUCCUGAAGAUGACCGUAUAACCUAUCUAUGUGACGAUAGGCCAAAACAUAUGUCACCUUCUGUCGACGUUUUGAAGUAUAUGCUGCUGUACCAAUGUUUAGUUGGUGGUGUUAUUGCCUUCCCCCCGGCGCACUUUAUCGCUUUGAACGGCUACUCGAACCUGUACUGGGGCUGGGGAGCGGAGGACGACGACAUGUCUUACAGGAUUAUGUCAAACAACAAUGGAAUUACUCGACAAGACGGGGAAUUAGCACGUUAUAAGAUGAUAAAACAUGAACAGAGUGAAAUGGUUGUCGGGGAACGAAGAUACACACUUUUAGGUCAGACAAAAGAUAUUUAUGAACAAGAUGGUUUGAAUAGCGUACAGUAUGAUCUCAUAUCAGUUCGAAGGACGCAUUAUUACACACACUUGAUGAUCAACGUUGGUCCAGCUCCGUCCAAUACCGACAGCAUCGACGAUAUCAUCCGUAUGGUGUCGUGGAAGAAUUCUUAGCUUCAUACCAUUCACGGCGAAUACUUUGAUGCAUUUUUACCUCUGAAGUUCUGCCAGAUCUGAUAUAAACAUUUUAUAUGUUUAUUGUUUACCGUGCAUGAAAAUGAUCUAUUCUCAAAUAUGUAUUUAAACUGUUUAAGACAAAUGAAGGAAUAUACGGUAGCUUACCCGGGAU
This is a messenger RNA of Mya arenaria, 1186 nucleotides long. Its product is annotated as beta-1,4-N-acetylgalactosaminyltransferase bre-4-like. The record is from RefSeq and is a predicted model, not a curated record. Bases 25 to 1011 code for a protein of 328 amino acids. Gene Ontology annotation, molecular function: N-acetyl-beta-glucosaminyl-derivative 4-beta-N-acetylgalactosaminyltransferase activity. Lineage: Eukaryota; Metazoa; Mollusca; Bivalvia; Myida; Myidae. The transcript is spliced from 5 exons. Gene Ontology annotation, biological process: glycosphingolipid biosynthetic process; carbohydrate metabolic process.